Molecule: messenger RNA, 279 nt
Organism: Prorocentrum cordatum
Lineage: Eukaryota; Dinophyceae; Prorocentrales; Prorocentraceae
Source: the annotation of a GenBank genome assembly
AUGCCCGACCUAACUCUAGUCUCCGAUUUCUGGAUGAGGGUGCACCUGUCGCCAGUGGCAGGAGAGAGGGCUCCCCUCCGAUGGUGCACGCCCCAGGACCACCUGGUGAACUUCCCCUCCUCGCAGGGCCUGGGCCUGCACGCGCUGCGGGAGCUCCUGGCCUCCAACCCGCACUCCGUGCUGGGGCGCCUCGGCCCGCAGCGGGUCUACGACCUGUUCAGCCCGCGGGGCGACGACGGGCCCCCCGCAGGCUUCCUGCACGGCUUCCUGCGCUGGAAG